Messenger RNA from Saccharomycodes ludwigii, 1977 nucleotides. It is a transcript of the gene ERC1, whose product is annotated as Erc1p. NCBI's taxonomy places the organism in Eukaryota, Fungi, Ascomycota, Saccharomycetes, Saccharomycodales, Saccharomycodaceae. The coding region runs from base 1 to 1977 and encodes 658 amino acids. The record is from RefSeq and is a predicted model, not a curated record. Gene Ontology annotation, cellular component: membrane. Gene Ontology annotation, biological process: xenobiotic detoxification by transmembrane export across the plasma membrane. The transcript has a single exon. Gene Ontology annotation, molecular function: antiporter activity; xenobiotic transmembrane transporter activity.
AUGGGCAGACAAUUUAAAUUUACAACAGAUGAAGGUAGAGCAUCCGUAGUUUAUUCAACAAGUACAGGUAAAGGUGGAUUAUAUUCUCCAAACGAUUAUGUAUUUAAUUCUACAAUUGACUCAGCAAGAAAUACUAAUAUUGAAGAGCAAAGUGAAGAAGAAUUGUCUCAACAACCCGCCAUUACAAAUACCACAAGUAUCAUAAACAGAAAUAUUGAUGAGCUUUAUGAAGAAGAUAUAAAUAAUGCUUUCGAUAGCACAGCAGUACAACCGACAAAUUAUGAGGUAUUAGCUGGUGUUCAACAGCAAAAAAAAAGCGUUCCAUCAUCGUCAUCUUUAAAUAGUAGCGAAAAUAGUAGCUUGUGCCAUACAUCCAACAAUACUGGCAAUAUGCAAAUGUAUGCUUCAAUUCAAACUCCUGGUCCAGUACCAGUUUUAAAAAAAUAUACCAAACAUGACAACGGCUCCUCUGAAAAUUCUUUAAUAGAAGAAGAAAGGACCUUGCUUAUAGACAAUGACUACUAUGCCAAUGAAAAUAGGCAACAAAGCGAGGAAGAAAAUAUAACAAAUACAUGGGAAAACGUGCUAGAUUCGGGCUCCAUCAUAUCCACCACAUAUAAAAGAGAGUGUUAUACAUUGGUUACAAACUCUAUCCCCUUAGUUUUCACAUUCGUUCUACAAAAUUCUUUAUUUUUGGCAUCUGUGUUUAGUGUUUCUCACUUAGGAACCAAAGAAUUAGGCGGGGUCACUUUAGGCUCAAUGACUGCUAAUAUAACUGGAUUUGCAGCUAUACAAGGUUUAUGUACCUGCUUAGAUACUUUAUGUAGUCAAGCAUAUGGUGCUGAAAAAUAUCAUUUAGUUGGAAUAUAUUUCCAAAGGUGCUGCAUUAUAAGUUUGAUUCUUUUCCUUCCAAUAUUAUUUACAUGGUUUUUUUGGAGUGAGCAAUUAUUGUGCCUUUUCAUUCCUGAAAGGGAAUUGUGUGUAUUAGCGGCAAAAUAUUUGCAAAUUGUUGCAUUUGGUUUACCUGCUUUUAUUUUAUUUGAAAGCGGGAAAAGAUUUUUACAGUGUCAAGGUAUUUUCCACGCAUCUACCAUAAUAUUGUUGUUUUGUGCUCCAUUAAACGCCAUUAUGAACUAUGUAUUGGUGUGGAAUAAAACUAUUGGCAUUGGAUAUCUUGGUGCUCCAUUAAGUGUAGUCAUUAAUUAUUGGCUAAUGUGUAUUGGACUAAUAACUUAUACAAUAUUCACCAAACAUAAGGUAAAUCCUAUGAAGUGUUGGGGUGGACUAAUCAAAUUUAAUCAAGUUUUUAAAAACUGGAACAAAAUUUUUAAUUUAGCUAUUCCCGGGAUUGUCAUGGUGGAAGCCGAGUUUUUAGGUUUUGAGCUUUUGACGGUUUUUGCUAGUUAUUUGGGCGAAGCAGAAUUAGCUGCUCAAUCAAUUGUUUCUACUGUAGCAUCUUUAGCCUAUCAAGUUCCAUUUUCCAUAAGUAUUUCUACCUCGACAAGAGUCGCUAAUUUUAUAGGCGCUAAACUCUGGGAAAAUUGUAUCAGAACAUGUAAAAUUUCGUUACUAUUAUCAUUUGCAGCAAGUAUUGUUAAUAUGACAAUAAUUGCUGUAUUUAGAAAUGGUAUAGCCGAUAUGUUUUCUACUGACAGCCAAGUUAUCUCAAUUGUCUCUAAGACUUUAUUGAUUUUGUCAGCAAUGGAAAUCUUUGAUGCGUUUAAUGCUUGUACAGCAGGAUGUCUAAGAGGUCAAGGCCAGCAGAAGAUUGGAGGUAUCAUAAAUGUUGCUGCAUUUUAUUUGAUCGGUGUUCCAUUGGCAUAUUUUUUAACAUUUAAGUGGAAAAUGGGUGUGGAGGGAUUAUGGCUAGGUGUUAUGGCAGGCUUGAUGUUUAUGUCAUUUGCCCAAUGCUAUGCUGUUUUCAACUGUAAUUGGAAAUCUAUAAUCAGUCGUGCAGAAUCUAGGAAUGAAGAUUAA